Polyodon spathula (Mississippi paddlefish) is the source of this 1027-nucleotide messenger RNA. RefSeq names its product growth arrest and DNA damage-inducible protein GADD45 gamma-like. The transcript is spliced from 3 exons. The coding region runs from base 61 to 525 and encodes 154 amino acids. Gene Ontology annotation, cellular component: cytoplasm; nucleus. The record is from RefSeq and is a predicted model, not a curated record. Lineage: Eukaryota; Metazoa; Chordata; Actinopteri; Acipenseriformes; Polyodontidae. Gene Ontology annotation, biological process: regulation of cell cycle.
ACUUGUUUGUUGCGUUUGUUUCGAGAUACUCCCUUUGUUAAACCAGAAUUCUGUGUACAUAUGACCCUUGAAGAAUUUCGCGGACAGGAAUACACAAUGCAGCUUGCUGGCAAAGCAUUGGCGGAGCUUCUGGUCUCUGCACAAAGCCAAGAAUGUCUGACGGUUGGAGUAUACGAGUCUGCAAAAGUCAUGAAUGUUGAUCCAGACUGCGUGGCUUUCUGUGUUCUGGCAACUGAUGAGGAGUACGAAUGCGACAUCGCCCUGCAGAUCCACUUCACCUUAAUCCAGGCGUUCUGCUUUGAUAACGAUAUAGACAUCGUGAGAGUGAACGACACCCAGCGACUGGCUGAGAUUCUGGGCGACACUGAUGAGUCUGGCGCACCUGAAGACGUGCAUUGCAUUCUUAUCACGAAUCCAAGUGCAGAUACGUUUGAAGACCCUGCUCUGGAAAAGCUGAGCUUGUUCUGUGAGGAGUGUCGCGGCUUCAAUGAAUGGGUCCCUGCUAUCACACUCCCUGAGCGUUGAACCGAGACACGUCAACUCCUGUUGGGGAUGCUUAACCUUCGUUUAAUUAUCAUCAUGGAAUACAUGGGUUACCCAUCAAAUUCCUGAAGUCUGUUCAUUAUUCUGUUGAGGAAUCAGAUGCGGCAUCGGGAAGUCGCUGUAACAGGCGUUUUGCAGAGCCUUGCGACGCAGGUGGACGGUUCAUAUCAAGGUGCCUCCCACUUUAUGGAGGGAGUGGGGGCUGGUAUACCAUGGAAGAGUGGAGUUUUAUUGAGUUCUGGAUCAGUGUGGAGAUUUCAGAGGGAUAGAGAAAAUUUGUUAGAAAAGACUUACGCUUACGUUUUAGGAAAUCAAACAUAUUACAAUGUGGUUAUGAAGCGGAUCGACUGAUGUAACCUUACUGUAUACAAAACUGUCGUAAAAGUAAAACAAAUGUUUACAGAGUGUUACUAUGUACUAUAAUGGAAUGAUUUUGAUAUGUUGAAUUUUGAUACUGAGAAACAAAAUAAAUAUUUGAAAAUUA